AUGGCAGUGGAAUGGGCCCAUCAAAAUAUCGCCGCGUUUGGUGGAGACCCAAAGCGCAUCACAAUCUUCGGCCAGUCUGCUGGUGGCUCUGCUGUUGACUAUUACUCACAAGCCUGGGCAAAGGAUCCCCUUGUUGCCGGUCUCAUCUCGCACUCUGGAACUUCGCUUAGCUUUGUGCCUAACACUGCUGAAGAGUCCGCCAGUUACUUUUACACUGCUUCCAAGAUUCUCGGUUGCGGAGACCAGACCAGUGACCCCGAAGAGGUUGUCAAGUGUGUUCGCCAGAAGCCGUUCUCCGACGUCGUCAAGGCGGGCGGCAAGGUCCCGCCCGCACCUUCACCAGCCACUCCACAGGCAGUGUUCCAUCCGACAGUGGAUGGAAUUACCGUGUUUGGCAACUAUGCCGAGCGAUCUGCUGCAGGCCAAUUCGCACGUCUGCCUUAUUUGAUCAACAGCAACCAUUACGAACCUGGCUACUAUCGCAUCAGCGCGUUUAACGCAAAUAUCACUCUCAGUGAUGCCGCAUGGCAGACUUUCAAUGAUGCGGCUUUCACUUGCCCUAGUGGUGCGUCCGCAAGAUAUCGAGUUGACAACAACGUUCCGGUCUGGCAGUCCCACUACUUCGGCGACUGGGACAACCUGCGUUUGCACCCUAACAGCGGAAGCUACCACGGUGCCGACCUGCCUAUGGUGUUCGGAACUGGAGAGCAUGUCAGCGGAAUUCCAAACAGCGACCGGGAGAAUGAAUUUGCCCGGUACAUGGCUUCCGCCUGGGUUGCAUUUGCGAGUGAUCCUCAAGAGGGCUUGACUAAGUUCGGAUGGCCCCGAUACAAUCCUAAUGAGAAAACACUGGUUGGACUUGCCUACACGGAGGGUUCCAAUAGCCAGUUGCUCCGACCUGAGGAUGUCGAGCAGGGAUGUGCUGCUUUGAAGGGUGACAGCACUCCCGGAAAGGGUGCCUUUUAG
This is a messenger RNA of Penicillium concentricum, 966 nucleotides long. Its product is annotated as Carboxylesterase type B. The record is from RefSeq and is a predicted model, not a curated record. The transcript is spliced from 3 exons. NCBI's taxonomy places the organism in Eukaryota, Fungi, Ascomycota, Eurotiomycetes, Eurotiales, Aspergillaceae. The coding region runs from base 1 to 966 and encodes 321 amino acids.